This is a messenger RNA of Bombina bombina (fire-bellied toad), 3946 nucleotides long. It is a transcript of the gene TOM1L1, whose product is annotated as target of myb1 like 1 membrane trafficking protein. Gene Ontology annotation, cellular component: endosome; membrane. Gene Ontology annotation, biological process: signal transduction. NCBI's taxonomy places the organism in Eukaryota, Metazoa, Chordata, Amphibia, Anura, Bombinatoridae. Bases 175 to 1728 code for a protein of 517 amino acids. The transcript is spliced from 17 exons. The record is from RefSeq and is a predicted model, not a curated record. Gene Ontology annotation, molecular function: phosphatidylinositol binding; ubiquitin binding; clathrin binding.
CUGGUUCUCAGCUGCUAGUUGCAGCUUUUUUUUCCUACUCUAUUUUACAGACUUUUCAUGGAAGCUACAAACCCAGAAUGUAAAAGAUCUUUUGGAAUCUGAAUAUACAAUUUUCUCCCAUGAGAUUUAAUCGGUGACUGCUUUGUUUACAUGACAACAACUUGUUGAAUAAGCAUGGCUUUUGGGAAGAGUUCCAGAGAUCCGUUCAGCACCCCUGUGGGGCAUCUAAUUGACAUUAACACAUCUGCUACAGUUAAAUCUGAAGACUGGGGUCAGUUUAUGAAUAUCUGUGAUUUCAUUAACACUACAGGAAGUGGGUCCAAAGAUGCAGUAAAAGCUUUCAAGAAAAGGAUCAACAAAAGCUACAACCAUAAGGAACUGAAAUAUUCACUCUCACUGCUGGAGAUGUGUAUGCAGAACUGUGUGCCAGCUUUCCAGUCCUUAGUGGUGAAAAAGGAAUUUUGCAGAGAUGUGCUUGUUAAAAUGUUAAACCCAAAGUACAGCCUGGCAGUACAGAUGCAAAACAAAAUCCUUCAUCUUAUCAGGACAUGGUCGACAGGUUUACCAGAGAAUGUUGAUACAAGUGAAAUUAAAGAAUUAUAUUUGGAGCUGGUAAAGAAAGGCAUUCGAUUCCCGUCAGUGGAGGCAAAUGGGGAACCAGAGACUGAGAAAGCGGAGGUCUGGCAGGAAGAGAGGGAGCCGAGUCACAUGUCCUGGGACUCCUGCAGAGAAGAGCUGCUGGUGCUAAGAAGGACCAAGUUAGUGUUUUCCAUACCCACGGAUCACUCCCCUGCCUCAAUCUCUAUGGAGUCUACAGCAGUACAUCUCUCUCCUGAGCAGAUUGGAAAAUUAUACAGUGAGAUUGACAUGGUAAAAAUGAAUGUAAAAGUGAUGUCAGAGAUACUGCUCGAAACUUCACCAGGAACUGAGAAACCUGACGACAUGGAGCUUCUACAGGAUCUGCAGAAAGCAUGCCAAGAAAUGCAGAAGAGAAUUCUGAAGCUUUUAGAAACAGUGCAAAAUGAGGAAGUCAUUAUAGAACUGGUGCAAGUAAAUGAUGAUUUGAAUAAUGUAUUCCUAAGAUAUGAAAGGUUCUCACGAACAAGAGCUAACAGGCCGUCUGUGCUUAUGAGGCCAGCUCCGGUCUCAGAGAUCAAUGACAACCAGCCUUCAGCGCCAUCACUUAUUGAGAUUGACCACCGGUCUCCAGGAGUUAAUAAACAAAUCAACGCAGAUGAUAUGACUAUACCUUACAGCACCUUUUAUGAAUCAGUGACAGACACACCCUGUCCUCUGGUCACAGAUACUGGAACUUCAGUACAGCCUGUUCCUGGGCAGCCAAAACCAUUUAUUUAUCCCCAGAUGGAUUUACUAGGACUCAGAGAAGCUGUGAAUACACCGCUUUCAUAUGUGACCCAAACUCAAGUUCCCAGUGUUGUCCCAAGAAGCGUGUAUGACAACGUUUCAGUUCCAUCUGCAACACCUCUGCUUCCUACAGUUCCAGCUCUUCAGCCCACACUUAUACCUUUGCAGAGCAACAUAUCUAAACCCACAUCCGAUAGCAACUCAGAUGUUUCCCAGAAAAAUUCUUCAUUACCCGUUUACUACGAACUUUUAGAGUUUGAUCCUCUUGCUGAAAGUAAUGGAGUUCAUACAAAAGAUCCCAUUUAUGAAGAAAUUGAUAGCACCUUGUGGAAAAGAGAGGCGAAAAAUUUUACAAGCUGCUGAUUUAUUGGGAUACAUCUGCAGAAAAACAUGAAAGAAGAAUGAAAAACAUGGCAGAACUUGGGGACUUCUUUUGCGCUCUAGAUAUGAAUUAUCUUCUGUCAGACUGCACACUAAAAGUUCCUUCUGUCUCAAAGAUAAGGAACUUGUAGGUGAAGCACGUGCUUAAUUGCUCUUCAGACUCUGAGUUCCUCAUGGUAACAGCAGCUGGAAAUGUGUCCCAUAAUGCAGUGACCCAAAAUUUAAAAAAAUCACACAUUGUAGCCUAAUACAGCAUAUAUAUAUAUAUAUAUAUAUAUAUAUAUAUAUACAUACUGUAUGUAUUGUGCUGUUAUGCCAUGCCUCCUACAAACUACCCCUGCACUGGGAGUAAAAAACAAGCAAAGAUUAAAAAAUAUGUCACACUGUUGUCAGUCUGCCGUGGCACACCUGAGGAUCUCUCACGGCACACUGGUUUGCCACGGCACACUGGUUGAAAAACACUGCCAUAAUGAAUGGGUCGAACAAGUCAGCCUCUGAUUGAACAUAUCUAUCACUCCUUUAAAAAAAAAAAAAAAACUACUGAGAAAGUGGGAUGCCAGGGGUUGCACAAAUAGGUACAUUUAAUCAAAAGUGCAAAAUUAGAUGUUUCAGAUGCAUUGCUUGCUUAUAAAUUAUGGAGGUGACACGUUGAAUUGAAUGCAUCACUGCCAUAGCCCUAUUAAUUGAUCAGCAUGUGUCACAGCAUGUGUCCUUAUACAAACUGCUUUAUUGCUUUAACUCAGAUCGUGUUGUGUCACAGCACUCCUUAGUUCAAGCUUCUCAAGUUAUAAAUCAAAUAUACAUCCAGGAAGCUUAGUUAAACCUUAAAUGUGCUUAAGCCAUAGAUACUAAUAGUUCAAAGACAUAUAUUGCAUUCAGACAGGUUUGAAUUAGCUACAAAGAUGCUUCAUUUGGACUGGAAAAACUUUGCAAUUAAAGGGAUAGUAAACACCAAAAAUGUUAUAGUUUGAAAAGAUAGAUAAUUCCUUUAUUUACCAUUCCACAGUUUUGCAUAACCAACACUGUUAUAGAAAUAUAUUUUUACCUCUGUAAUUACCUUGUAUCUAAGCUUCUGCUGACUGCCUCCUUAUAUUAGACUUUUUGACAGACUUGCAUUUGAGGCAAUUAGUGCUGACGCUUCAAUAACUCCACGUGCAUGAGCGCAAUGUUAUUUUUAUGAAACACAUGAACUAACGCCCUCUAGCUGUGAAAAACUGUCAAAUGCAUUCAAAGAAGAGGUGGCCUUCAAGGGCUUAGAAAUUAGCAUGAGCCUACCUAGGUUUAGCUUUCAACUAAUAAUACCAAGAGAACAAAGGAAAUUUGAUAAAGUAAAUUAGAAUCAUGAAAGUUUAAUUUAGACUUUACUAUCCCUUUAAGAGCUGAUAAAAAUGGGACCUAUGGUAGCACCUGUUAACCAGUGUAUAUAUACAAACGUUUACAAAGCGCUCCUGUUACCAGGGUACAUGACAUAUAUCAUGUAUUCCAGCAGUCCCUCUUCUAACAAAACGGGGGUCAUCGCAAUAUAUGUCUCAAAGAGAAUAUGUUUAGUAAAUGGUGAUUUUUUUUUUUUUUAAUGGACCAGGGUAUUCUUAUAAAUGUUUUUUUUAUUCAGCUGUGAGCUUAGCACUGCUUCUCUUAAUUGGGCAGAAGCUGAAAGACAGAGCUCUUGACUUUCCUGCAUUUUUUAGUGUUAAGUUUUUGGUAGUUCUACCUGCUGCUCCUCUUCAGAUCCUUUUGAAAAUCAUUGUUAGCCAAGGGUUGACUAGCCACACCCCAAAACACAACUCCGCCCCCAGAUCCCCAUGACUAAGUCACAAGUGUUGUGCUUGUUCCACACUCCCUAUAUAAUUGGCCAAAAAUCAGUUUCUAUAACCCUCAAAUGCUGCAAAUCACAUAACUGUUUAGGCAGUUUGCAUCAUUUUGAAAAGCUAGGUUCCAUUUUUUUGCCUUUUGACCAUUUUAGGGAGAGUGUGACAAAGCACAGUUUUUAUACCUAAUGAAUAGGUGUUUUAAUGUAAUUUUGCUAGUGAAUUGUUAUUUUUUGAACAUUUCUAUACUAAAGGUUCUACACAAAAUGCUAACAAUUUAUUUUUAACUUUUAACCUAGAUUUAGUGAUAUCACAAGUACAUAGAAAAUAAACUGUUCUGUCUAAAAUUAUACUCAUUACAGAACAUGAAUAUUAUAGCAAUAAAUAAAACA